Malania oleifera is the source of this 1234-nucleotide messenger RNA. RefSeq names its product DNA-3-methyladenine glycosylase. The transcript has 6 exons. The coding region runs from base 112 to 888 and encodes 258 amino acids. The record is from RefSeq and is a predicted model, not a curated record. Gene Ontology annotation, biological process: base-excision repair. Gene Ontology annotation, molecular function: alkylbase DNA N-glycosylase activity; DNA binding. NCBI's taxonomy places the organism in Eukaryota, Viridiplantae, Streptophyta, Magnoliopsida, Santalales, Ximeniaceae.
CCAAAUUAAGUUGGCAAAAUUAAGAAGAAGAAGACUUUUUAAGCAAAGCAUGAAGUAAAGUUUUCUCCCCACCUGCUCCUCCUCCAUUUAGUCGUCGAACAUCUACCCGAGAUGAAGACAACUCACCGAUUCAAGCGAGUCUCAAAGAAACCCGCCAAGAAAACGACUCUGUCGGCCGAUUCCAAUGGCGUCUUAACGAUUCCCGCCGCAAAAUCCGUGACCAUUAGGGCCAAAUACAAAGCUCAAUCUCGAUCACGGGUCCCAAUUUCACCACUGCCUGUCGAGAAAGUGACAAUCAUGGGUCCCGAUUUUUUCCAAAUCGACGCUCUAGAUCUCGCGCCGCGUCUUCUGGGAAAGUUUCUCAGGAGGGAUGAUGUUGUUCUUCAGAUCACUGAGGUAGAGGCUUAUAGGCCAAAUGAUUCAGCUUGUCAUGGGCGAUUUGGCAUUACAGCAAGAACUGCCCCAGUUUUUGGACCAGGAGGGCAUGCUUAUGUGUAUCUUUGCUAUGGUCUACACACAAUGCUAAAUAUUGUUGCAGACAAGGAAGGAGUUGGAGCUGCAGUCUUGAUUCGUUCUUGUGCUCCUGUUAGUGGAUUAGAGACUAUUCAACAACGUCGAGGUCAGGAAACUGAUAAGCCUGUUCUUCUUACAGGGCCCGGAAAGGUUGGGCAAGCACUGGGAAUUUCAACUGGAUGGUCUACCCAUCCCCUUUACUCUCCAGGUGGUUUAGAACUCUUAGAUGGGCCAGAGCCAGAGAAGAUUCUGAUUGGUCCACGUGUUGGUAUUGAAUAUGCUUUGCCUGAGCAUGUUGAGGCUCUGUGGAGAUUUGCCAUUGCUGGUUCACCCUGGAUAAGUGCUCCCAAAAACACACUCAAGCUCCCCCACUGAUUUGAAACUUCAACCCAGUGUUAUGCUCCUGUUGGGAGAUUUUAUUUUCAUUUUUUUCUCUUUGGGUUGUGGAGUGGGGAAGUAGGAAAGGGUAGAAAAAGAAAGCUAUGGAAAUGUGAAAUAUUUAAAGAAAAGAUUGUCAACCAUGCUAGUCCCAUCCAAUGAAAUCACUCUCAUCGGGUUAUAUGUGGCACCUAUCAUCGUGCCACAUAAAAGCCACUGUUAAAGCAAUUUCAUUGGACGGGAUGGCUGAUGGGAAGAUCACCCCUUUUUUGGGACAAUUUUAAAGGGACAAUCAUUAUGUCACAGCCAGCUUUGAAAUAUAUUGAUUUUACCUUCUUUAAAA